Molecule: messenger RNA, 1113 nt
Organism: Fibroporia radiculosa
Lineage: Eukaryota; Fungi; Basidiomycota; Agaricomycetes; Polyporales; Fibroporiaceae
Exons: 9
Coding region: 1-1113 (370 amino acids)
Molecular function (GO): hydrolase activity, hydrolyzing O-glycosyl compounds
Source: RefSeq, a predicted model, not a curated record
AUGCUUCGGACACUGACCACCUUUUCCCUCCUACUGGUCGGCUUUCGGGCGGCAGGAGCUCAAGCUGCCAACUCUUUCGCAGGAUCAAACCUAUACUAUGCUGCCGGCCUCUACGACGAUGACAGGACCACGUUAUUAGAGGGACUUCAAAGUGCUGGGAUGAAGGUUCUGCGUGUCUGGCUUGACGGGCAGUCUGAAACCCAGAAGGGAACCAAUAUAAGCCCUUUCCCUGAUUUAGAACCCACACAGAUUUGUGACGGGGUUGCCUCCUGCUAUAACGACACAGUACUCGAGCGGCUCGACGACUUUAUGGUCGCUGCAAAUUCGUAUGGUAUCAAGCUACUCAUCGACAUGCACAGCUAUAACGCUCUUGCAGCGGGAGACGUGUACGGAGCUGCUUAUGGUAUCGAGGACUUUUACACAGACAGCGAUGCACAGUCUGCAUUCGACCAGCGCCUCAUUCACGUUGUCAAUCACGUCCACACGACCCUUGGUCAACCUUGGAAAGAACUGAACGACUAUAUCUUUGGUUUUGAGGCUGAAAACGAGGCCAUGAUUGGAGACGGCCAGACAUUUAUCGAGGAUCAUCAACAAUGGCAGUGUGACCGUGCCACCACCAUCAAGGGCCAGCUCGGAGGCAACAGCGGUAUAUUGGUCAUGACCGGUGGAGAAUCAUGGAUGGCAGAGUCGGUCCAGCCCGAUUUCCUCUCUUGCGACGCACUGGACGUCAUUUCCAUCCAUGCGUACGGCACCGGUGACUAUGACACGUCGUCCAUCGAGAGCUACGUCAGCCAGGCACAGUCCGCGGGGAAGAUGCUCAUCAUGGAGGAAUGGGGCGCGUGUUACUUUAACACCUCAAACAACGACUGUCCGACCGGCGCCCCACUUGCAUCCGACACGCGGAACGCCAACAUCAAACAGUGGGCUGGUACCAUCACCGCUGCAGGCCUGCCUUGGCUGUAUUGGGAGGUGAUUCCCAAUGCUGACCCUCACUGGGGCAGCGACUAUGAAAUUGGAUUAGUAGAUGAUCCAUCCUGGAGCACGUUACAGGACGUUGCUCAAGCCGCCUUGGGCGCUACUGCAGCCUUCGAUUUCUCGCCUUAUCUCCUGUGA